Messenger RNA from Rhipicephalus sanguineus (brown dog tick), 2690 nucleotides. Its product is annotated as serine-rich adhesin for platelets-like. The transcript is spliced from 3 exons. The record is from RefSeq and is a predicted model, not a curated record. NCBI's taxonomy places the organism in Eukaryota, Metazoa, Arthropoda, Arachnida, Ixodida, Ixodidae. Bases 102 to 2690 code for a protein of 862 amino acids.
GAAACACAAACACUGUUUCAAAUUCGCCAAAAGUGGAAACUGUAACACCAAAGGUCGCCAACUUAACACACGCACCAAUUGCGGAUAUCACAACUUCCACAAUGCUAACCAUGUCAGCUGACACCGAACUAACGAAGAAUACUACAGGUGUGUUUAUACGCACUUCUGAAGCAUCUGCAACUGAUGUGGAGGGAAUUCCUUGGGGGACUAAUCAUUCUUCGAUGACUAAAACAACCAAUUCAAACGUUCAUCAUAACGAUAACGAUAUCAGCAGUUACGCUACAGCAUCUACAGCAAUAACAACAGAAGAAAGCAUCAGAACGUCACCUGGAGAUUCUGAAAUAUCCGAAAUAUCCAGUACGGUAUCUAGCACUCCAGCAGAAAAAGCAGGAACUCUCCAAUCAACUAACUACAUAGGAGUGGAAAACACAGACAUGGCAUCUUCCACUAUUAGAAGCAAGACAUCUGUUACAUCAUCAAGGUACACCAGCGAAAGUCCGUUCACGAGCACUUCUACUUCAACAACAUCCCAUGUCGUGAGCACAAAUACUGUCACAAACUAUACCUCUACCAUCUCUACACACCACUCGAAUCAUGAAGACAUGCAAAAUGUGACUGUAGAGGGUUCACUCACCCGCUCAACUAAGACAUCCACCACACAGAACGCAACAAUACCGCCGAGUGAUUCUCAGAUGUCUACUAACAAAGCUGAAAUUAAAAGCUCUUCUACAGAGAAGAGCGUCACUGCUCCAAAAGAAAAUUCUGAUGUGCGAACAUUCCCAGUGAGAGUAACUUCACCGUCCGAUACCGUACCUUCGAACAGGGGUCAAACGGUGCUCAUAGAAACAUCUACAUCAACAGUUAUUAAGGAAAACAUUACUACAGGGCUCGGUUAUCCAUCUACCACACUAUAUGCAGACGAGUCAAAUAAGCAACACAACAAUAACGCUACCACAAACAGUUCAGGCACAAAUACGACUAACGCAUCCAACGGAGAAAGUAUGGAAAUACCGACCGGCGAUUCGCAUAUACCCGAUAUCGCAAGUACGGCCUCAAACUAUUCGACAGAGAAAACAACUACGACAAAAGUGAGCGACAAUGAAAGCACAAAAAUUGCAUCAGAAACUAGCAAAUCAGCGACAAUUAUUCUACAACAAACCAACAGCACAACAAACGCCGUAACAACUUCUCCGAAAGCAUCAACUUCCACUAGUUGGAUUAGCACAGCUACGGGGAAACACAAUCGCUCUAGAAAUACAUCCGAUAACACAAAUGAGCACCAAAAUAAUCACGGUUUUACGGAAGGUUCAACAGUGCAGUUUUUUAGCACGUCCACAGAACAAAAUACAAGAGUGACAUCAACGGAUUCGCGCAAACAAGAGAGAGAGAAGAAUGCAUCAAGUUCGCACACGAUAGAAACUACCCCUCUACAAACAGUAAAUACCGCGCACGAGGCACAUACGCAUGCGACGAAAACUUCAACGAGCGUAUCAGCAGCAUCCUAUUCAGAAAUAACAACGUACAAGUCACGUACGGAUGAGACAACAACUUCAACGGACGUAUCAGCUUCAUCCAUUUCAGAAACAUCAAACAGCUCAAGGGCUGUUGAGCCAACCACUUCUGAAGCAGCAACAUUCACAGAUAACACAGCUGUUGCAACAGAUCACGUUUCUAAAACAGCAACAAACAAAUCAAGUGGACUCGAUAGCGACAAUGGCAACCGACAAACUUCGACAACACGAUCGUUUGUCACAUCAACCCAAGAAAGCACGAAACGGGCAUCUAUUGAUUCUCACAUACCGGAAAAUACAAAUGUUGAUUCAAAUUGGCCAACAGUGGAACUUGUAACUUCCCAGACAACUAAUAUCACACGUGAGCCAAUAACUGAUAUAACAGCUUCAUCGAACGUAACCACGGCAUCAGACAUCGAACUAACGCAGAAUAAUGGAAGUGUAUUGAUGAGAACUUCUGCAGCAUCUGCAAGUGAUGUGGAUAGUAUUUCAACUACAACUUUUCAUUCGUCUAGAACAGCGGCCCACCACGCAAAUAUUGAGCACAGCAAUAACGCUACCACCGCAAGUCCAGCUACGGGAUCAUUCGCUAUAUCAACUGAACAAAGUACUAAAAUGCCACGCAGGGAUUCUGAGAUACCCAAAACCUCAAGUAGGGUAACAACCACUUCAUCGGGGAAAUCAGAAAAUGCAGAAACAACUAGUGCCACAGUGCUGAAAAACACGGGCGUGACAUUUUCCACUGUUACGUCAAAGUCAUCUAUCCUAUCACUCAGGAACACCAGCGAAAACGUGUUCACCACAACAUCUCUAACAUCAUCAACCCACGUGGUCAGCAAGGGCACCGCCAUAAAUGAUACCACUACCUCCGCAACAGACAAAACGAUUGAUGAAGACCGCGAGAAUAGGACUAUAGAGGGUUCUAUCACCAACUCUACUAAGACAGUUACCACAGAGAGUGCAAGAACAUCACGUAAUGACACAAGCAAAAUAUCAAGCUCUUCGACACAGAAGACUGUUACUGAUCCAACAAACGCUUAUGAGUCGGACCAAGAAAACUUUUCUGAACACCAGCGAAAGGGUGUUUGCGAGCACUUCUACGACAACAUCAACUCAUGUCGUGAGAACGGACACUGUCGCAAGAUAUGUCUCUACCUCCACGACAAAGCAAGCAAAUAA